ACCAUAUUACAUUCAUUCAGAAAUUUGCAAACUUGCAGACUUUGGAGUUGCGUUAAUCUAAUUUAAAUUCCUAGUAGUCGCCGACGGGCAUAUUCAAUUCCACACUCUGCUGACGAGGGUCGACCAGUAUUAAAAUGAGUCAAGUACUAAAAAAAUUAACAGUCCAAGUGCUGAAAAACAAAAAUGUGGAUAAUAUUUUUGGAGGCUUGGCUGUCAGAGCUGGCAGUACCUGGUGGAACAAUGUAGAAAUGGGUCCACCUGACGUCAUUCUGGGCAUUACUGAAGCAUACAAAAGGGAUGAUAACCCAAAUAAAGUUAACUUAGGAGUGGGAGCCUAUAGAGAUGAUGAGGGAAAACCUUUUGUAUUGCCUUCAGUAAGAAAGGCAGAGGAGAUCAUCUACAACAAAUGCCUGAAUCAUGAAUAUGCACCGAUCGGCGGAGAGGCAACAUUCACUGAUGCCGUUGCAAAACUUGCAUUCGGUGAAGACUGUCCCAUAUUCCAAGAAAAAUCAAAUUGCACAGUACAAACCCUAUCCGGUACAGGCGCUCUGCGUCUCGGCUUUGAAUUCAUAAUGAAGCACUACGCCAAGAACAAGGAAGUGUGGAUGCCGAACCCGACUUGGGGCAACCACCCUCAGAUCUGCAACAUGCUGAACAUCCCGCACAAGAAGUACCGCUACUACGACGCUAAGACACACGGCUUCGACCUUAAUGGAGCUCUCGAAGAUAUCUGCAAAAUUCCGGAAGGAUCUAUAAUCCUGCUGCACGCGUGCGCUCACAACCCCACCGGUGUUGACCCGCGCCCCGCAGACUGGGAACAACUCUCCCAGGUUAUAAAGCAGCGCAAGCUGUUCCCGUUCUUCGACAUGGCGUACCAGGGCUUCGCCACCGGCAGCGUGGACAAUGACGCCUUCGCCGUGCGCAAGUUCGUCAAGGACGGACAUCAGGUCACUCUGGCGCAGAGCUUCGCUAAAAAUAUGGGGUUGUACGGGGAGCGAGCUGGUGCGCUGACGUUUCUGUGUGGUGAUGCGGAGUCUGCGGCCAAGGUGAUGUCGCAGGUGAAGAUCAUGAUCCGCACAAUGUACUCCAACCCGCCGCUGCAUGGAGCACGCAUCGUGCAGGAGAUACUCAACAAUGCAGAACUCAAGCAGAUGUGGUUGUGCGAUGUGAAGCUGAUGGCGGACCGCAUCAUCUCCAUGAGGAAGCAGCUGCGCGAGGGUAUCGAGAAGUCUGGCAACCCACACCGCUGGGAGCACAUCACAGACCAGAUCGGAAUGUUCUGCUACACCGGACUCAAGCCUGAACAGGUGGAGCGUCUCACCAAAGAUUUCCACAUCUACUUGACGAAGGACGGGCGCAUCUCUGUGGCGGGCGUGUCCUCAAAGAACGUGCAGUACGUCGCUGAAGCCAUUCACAAGGUCACCGCGUAAGCGAAUGUCGACCUUACUGCCAUAUA
Molecule: messenger RNA, 1456 nt
Organism: Papilio machaon (common yellow swallowtail)
Lineage: Eukaryota; Metazoa; Arthropoda; Insecta; Lepidoptera; Papilionidae
Gene: Got2
Product: aspartate aminotransferase, mitochondrial
Exons: 9
Coding region: 135-1430 (431 amino acids)
Biological process (GO): L-aspartate catabolic process; biosynthetic process
Cellular component (GO): mitochondrion
Molecular function (GO): L-aspartate:2-oxoglutarate transaminase activity; pyridoxal phosphate binding
Source: RefSeq, a predicted model, not a curated record